CUCCCCGGAUGGAGGCUCGGGCCGCGGAGUGAUGGUGGCGGCAGCGGAGAUGGGCCGGGCAGGGGCUAUGGCGGUGGCGGCAGAGGUGGCAGGGGCGGGGCGGCUGGCGGUAGAGGAGGCUGUGGUCUUCAGGGGACUGUAGGUGGAGGAAUGGCUCGGGCCGGCAGCGGGAACGGCAGCGAAGAGGCCUGGGGGGCACUUCGGGUGCCGCAACAGCAGCUUCGAGAACUGUGCCCAGGAGUGAAUAACCAGCCCUACCUCUGUGAGAGUGGCCACUGCUGCGGGGAGACGGGCUGCUGCACCUACUACUAUGAGCUCUGGUGGUUCUGGCUGCUCUGGACAGUCCUCAUCCUCUUUAGCUGCUGUUGCGCCUUCCGCCAUCGACGGGCUAAACUCCGGCUGCAGCAACAGCAGCGGCAGCGUGAGAUCAAUUUGUUGGCUUACCACGGGGCGUGCCACGGGGCGGGCCCUGCCCCUGCUGGUUCACUGCUUGACCUUCGCCUCCUCAGCGCCUUCAAACCCCCAGCCUACGAAGAUGUGGUUCACCGCCCCGGCACGCCACCACCUCCUUACACCGCGGCCCCUGGCUGCCCCCUGACCGCCUCCAGCGAAUGUACUUGCCGGUCCUCUGCAUCCAGCUGCCCCACUCACUUCGAGGGAACAAAUAUGGAAGGGGUCUCCUCCCGCCAGACCGUCCCCCAUCAGGAGGAUGAGCCUGGGGCCUGCGGGAGCCCUGUCCCUACACCCCCCUCCUGCCGCUCUCGCCGCCUGACUGGUGACUCGGGCAUCGAGCUCUAUCCUUGUCCUGAUUCCAGUGAGGGUGAGCCAUUCAAGGUGGCUCGAGCUAGUGCCCCCCUGCCCAGUGUGGAGGACCAAUCCCCCUGUGCACUGCCCCUCAAUCCUGUACCCCAGGUCUCUCCUGUGGGGCUGGCUUCCAGUGAAGGGGACAUCCUGUAAGCAAUCGGGGAGGAUCGGUGGAUGGCUCACCCAGCCAGAAAGCAUUCUGGCCCCAUCACCUUGAGCCCUUCUCAGCCUCUCCCUGCCCUCUUACAGUCCGCCCUGAAGGGCUGGAGCCCUGAGUUGAGGGGCGGCGUUUGAGGGACUGUCCACGUUCAAACCCCUCAAAACAUACACAGGAGCCUUUGAUCUCAUUAAAGAGAUGUGAACCA
Messenger RNA from Sorex araneus (European shrew), 1169 nucleotides. It is a transcript of the gene WBP1, whose product is annotated as WW domain binding protein 1. The record is from RefSeq and is a predicted model, not a curated record. Gene Ontology annotation, molecular function: WW domain binding. Bases 151 to 957 code for a protein of 268 amino acids. NCBI's taxonomy places the organism in Eukaryota, Metazoa, Chordata, Mammalia, Eulipotyphla, Soricidae. The transcript is spliced from 4 exons.